This is a messenger RNA of Hibiscus syriacus, 375 nucleotides long. Its product is annotated as heptahelical transmembrane protein 1-like. The transcript has a single exon. NCBI's taxonomy places the organism in Eukaryota, Viridiplantae, Streptophyta, Magnoliopsida, Malvales, Malvaceae. Gene Ontology annotation, molecular function: signaling receptor activity. Gene Ontology annotation, biological process: response to hormone. The coding region runs from base 1 to 375 and encodes 124 amino acids. Gene Ontology annotation, cellular component: membrane. The record is from RefSeq and is a predicted model, not a curated record.
AUGGGUCUAGGCUUGUUUACCAUUGUGACAAUGCUAUCACCUGCCUUGUCGACCAAGAAAUUCCGAGGGUUUCGAGCUUUACUCUUCUCUUCCAUGGCGCUCUUCGGCAUUAUCCCCGGUAUCCAUGCCGUAAUCAUCAACUGGUCUAAUCCACACCGCAAUGUUACCCUGGCCUACGAGUUGGCAAUGGCUAUGUUCUAUUUGAUGGGGACCCUGUUCUACGUUAGCCGAAUCCCGGAGCGGUUCAAGCCCGGAUGGUUUGACUUAGCCGGCCAUAGCCACCAAAUAUUCCACGUCCUGGUAGUGAUGGGUGCAUUGGCUCAUUAUGGUGCUUCUCUUGUAUUUAUGGACUGGCGCAAUGGCCAUAGCUGUUAA